UUUCCACGAGGCUCGCUUUUUUUGGGCUUUUUAAAAAAGCAGUGGAUAAAGAUUUUGGUCUUAACUUGUAGUUUUUACAUAUUUUACACAUUUCUUUGUCAUCAAAAGUACAAAAAAAAUUUACAAUGGAUUCACGAUAAGCAAACGAUCCAGUUAUAUUUACUUGAAAAAAUGACUCGACUUGCUGAGUUAAAUAUGAGUGAUUCGUGGAAAGCUCCUACGGGCAUGGAUUAUUUAAUAUUUUCGGCUUAUACAGAUCUGAGACCAGAAGUUAUUCUCGAUAAAGUUCCCGAAGCAGAAAACGAAAACACUUGGGCGAUGGUAAGAAUCAUCGGAAUAGUACCGGUCAAAUCCAAAAAUUUGCCAACAAGAUGUUUAUACAAAUUUUCUUCUAGUUUUUGGACAUCUAAUGUAAACAAUUCUAUAAUUUUAGAAUCUCCCGCGAUAGCUGUUGAUAUCGUAGCAGAUAUUGAAAAUCAUGGAAUGCCAUAUUCAGCAGCUUUUAUACUUUGUAAAUUAAUCAAAUCAAACGAUGAAAGUUUACCUACUCAAGUAACUUUUCGCAUGUCUGAUGAAGAACUUUUCGAAAAAUCAGAUCCAAAAAUUAAUUUUGUCAGUAUCAAAUAUGCAACUAGAACGCUAAGUUCAUAUCAGAAACGAUUUAUGGCUGUUUGUGUUCCAAGUUUACAUCACAAUUAUGAUAAAUAUUUAAAUUUAAUUGAAUUUAUUGAAUUUUAUCGAAUGAUGGGGGUAAAUCAUUUUACCUUUUAUAAUACUUCAAUUACAAAAGAAGUGAGUAAUGUGUUAGCUUACUACAGGGACGAGGGUUUUAUAACAGUAUUGCCAUGGAAAAUUCCUCCCAAAUACAAGUUUGAAAAAGAUUUAAGGUACAAUGGAAUAUUCGCAGCACUUAAUGACUGUUUGUACAGAAGUAGUAUGAUUGAAGCCUAUAAAUACAUUGUUAAUGUUGAUCUCGAUGAAUUCAUUGUACCGAGAAAAUACGAAAACUAUCAAAGUAUGAUGAAACAAUUAGAUCCGGAAUCUGAUGAUCGGAAUGCAGUGUUUAUUUUUCGGAACAAGUUUUUCUAUUUAAUGAACAAAGAUAAUCCUUUUCGAAUAACGCCUCAAGAUUAUCCUAAAUUAUUACUUGAAACGAAAAUUUUGAGAUGGUCUCGUAUCAAUGAAGCAUAUGAUCGAAGCAAAUACAUUACAAGAGGAUUAGAUACAAUAGAGUUAGGAAAUCAUAAAGUUAUAAAAACUAGAAAAACUUCUACGACAUUAGGUUUUGUGUUCAAAGAACUUAUAGUUGAACCCGAAAUUGCAGGAGUUCAUCAUUACAGAUAUUGUGAAGUAAACGAAUCAGUAUGUUUUUUACGAGGAACCGAAUUAGACAAGUCUGCUUUAAAAUAUGUCCUUCCAUUAGGAAGAAGAGUGAACGCAAUUUACAGUAAACUAUUCCCAACAAUUAAAAAAUGAAAAUAAAUGAUAAAAGAAGUAUUUAAUGAUAUUAUGUUUCACAUUAGUUGUGAAUAAAAGUAUGAUUUUUGUCGAAAAAUUGAUG
Molecule: messenger RNA, 1561 nt
Organism: Trichogramma pretiosum
Lineage: Eukaryota; Metazoa; Arthropoda; Insecta; Hymenoptera; Trichogrammatidae
Exons: 6
Coding region: 172-1476 (434 amino acids)
Source: RefSeq, a predicted model, not a curated record